CUGUGACAAAGUCAAAUAUAUCCGAGUGACAGCGGCUUUUACGCAGAAAAUGAGAGGAAAUCAUUCUCGUUAUGCAGCUUCGGCCUCUUUAAAACAGGAGGAAUACUAAAAAAAGUGAUUACAAUUAUUAGAUUAUUCUGAUGAUAACAGGCCAUUAGAAUAAAGAGUUGAUUAAUGAGGAACAGCGAUGAUUAAGUUAUAAAGGAGGAAGUGAUGGAGGUGAUGAGGAGCCGUCGCGAAACAAGAAGAAGAAUGAAGCAGGAGGCGACCAACAACAUGAUUUUUAUGGAAUCUAAAUAAUUUCUUUUCUACCAUGCAGAAGAGAUCGAUACGUCGGAAGUUGCCCGUCUUGAUCUUCACCUUCUCCAUCAUUAUCUAUGUGGAUUUUCAAUUACGCACGAGCAGCCUUCCCAAACUGAGCGUGGCUCACCAUCCGUCGUCCGGCGCGCUUCACCGCUCCAUCCAGCAGGCUCCAUCCCCGGCCAAGGGGGACGCGCGGAACCCGGCUACCGACAGCAGCAGCGGGGGGAUCGGAGGACACCCCGCCGCUGAAGGGCCAGCAGCACAUGUCACCCAGCCGAAAUUGAAGCUGGAGGACAUCUACGUCGCUGUGAAGACCACCGGGAGGUUCCACCAGUCGCGUCUUGCGCUCCUUUUGGAGACGUGGAUCUCCAGAACCAAGGCGCACACGUUCAUUUUCACAGACACGGAGGAUGAGGACUUACAGUCAAACGGUUACAACGUGGUGGUAACGAGCUGCCAGUCAGAUCACAGCCAGCAGGCUCUGUCCUGCAAGAUGUCUGCCGAGUACGACGGGUUCAUGGCCUCCGACAAGAGACGCCUUUAUUUGAAUAUCUGUGUGUUGUGCUUUGUGACUCAGAGGGAAGUGCGGUUCUGGUUCGCCACAGGAGGAGCAGGGUUCUGUCUGAGCCGGCGGCUGGCGGAGAAGAUGGCUCCAUGGGCCAGCGGCUCCCGGUUCGAGCAGACGUCGGCGACGAUCCGUCUCCCUGACGACUGCACGGUGGGCUUCAUCGUGGAGAAGAGGCUGGGCAUCUCCAUGGUCCACUGUCCUCUGUUCCACUCCCACCUGGAGAACCUGCUGCUCGUCAGCCACAGAAGCAUCCCACACCAGGUGACUCUGAGCUAUGGGAUGUUUGAGAACAAGAUGAACAGCAUCGAGGUGAAAGGAAGCUUUUCGAAGAAGGAAGACCCCUCCAGGUUUAAGACCGUCCACUGCAUGCUGUAUCCUUUCACCAGCUGGUGUCCUUGAACUCCUCAUAGAAGACUUCCAAACACACGCGGGACAAGACUGGCAGUCCUGCUGGACGGAGUGCGUUUCCUGUGUAUUGUCUACAUGAGGAGGAAACAGAUGGAUCUAAUUUGAUGGAACAGUUUGAGACGCAGUCACCGGAAGAACUGGAGAAACAGAAAGAAGAAGUGAAGCCUCGGAAGAACUGAGCGCUGUUUUCUGUACCUGCUUACAAGAGAGAACAGAUGGAACUCGUGGACCCAGAAAAUAUGAACAGGAUCUUGACGAUGAACUGAGACGGGUUUCCUCUUCUUACAAACUGACGAUAACGUGGAGAAAACGUUAACGUUUUGCAUUUCUACUGCUGAAUGUUUGGAGGAUGUCCUCUGUGGGAGGGUCGCGCUGAAGACAAUGGAGCUCUAGUGAUUUUCAUUGAGUUGAUUUGUUGACAAAAAUAAAAUGAAUUUGUACAUAUUUUGUAAAAUUUACAUAAAUUUCUAUCUUCAUUGACUCGAUUAGAUUUUGAUUCAUAUUUAGUUUGUUUCACUAUUCCUCUAUGCCAAGAUCUCUGAGAUGCUCCAUACGUCAUCCAGAGCAUUAAUAUAGCAGCAAACACGUCGCCGGGCCGCCCAAAGCGUGUCUUUUAGUUCAUAAUAAUGCACUUUACUUGAGUUUUCAGUGAUUUGUGUGUGUGUGUGUGUGUGUGUAUGAAGGGGACUGUGUCCUUGUGCUGAUGAAGUCUGCACACAAUGAACCAUUGUGACCAACAUCUCCCUCCCUAUCCAAACCUCCUGCCUUGCCUCCCUCCCUCCUCCACCCCUCCAUCUGCCUCUCUGUUUACUUUGUCCAUAAUCGCCGCGCCGGCUCCUCCAAGGCCAUGGCUGAAAAGUAAAAUGAACUCAUCCCGUUUGCCUCAGUUGCAUUCAUUUAUCACCCUGAAAUUAAAAAACGACAAAACCACUGAAGAAGAUCACAACGGACACGACUGAAACCUGCACCCCACCGUGCAACCGCAGGGUUAGUGCCGUUCAGAACCAAGGAAACAGGUAAAUAAAGUUGUACUUAUUUGUGUGAUCACCAAAAUAUUUAAAGUAGAUGAUAAGAACUACCCAGAGUCUGCACCUACGUGGCCUGAAUUAACACCAGGAAAGCUGCUCCUCUCCACGGAGAGUAGAACCAGCUCACAUUUGCAGGCGAAAGAGAAAUCUGGAGCAGGGCAGGAAUACAAAUCUCACAAUGACAUCUCACCCGCAGGUACGGCUUGUUUGCUGUGAAUCAAGAUGUGAUGAAUGCAGACACGCCGCUGAAUGCGUCUGGGGCUGACCUUGUGCGAAAUGGAUGGAAAGUGGUUGAGAAUGUGCAGGAAUGAGUGUGCUGCCCCGACACAUCUCCGCCACGGGAAUACCGAGACCCGGCAUGUAAAGAAGAUAACAUGCUCGAAUGCGAGCCGACAGUUCGCUCUGAAUGUAAAAUCAAUACACAGCAGUGGCUACAGAAUGAUCCUUUUUUCUAUACUCGCACUUUUCAAAGUGGAAAGUAAGAUGACGAGUGUUUAGAUGAUGUGCGACCAAUGAAGAUUUGUUGCACAUGCUGUGUGGAACAUUUGGAGGAUGUGUUUUCAUCCGAAGUGCUUUGCAGAACUGUGACGACCCAGCCUCUUAUAGCUGCUGGGCUAUGUUAGAAAUACCAGUGCAAACUAACGCACCUGGUUCUGUACUUCCUGGUUUAUGAUUAAGUGGAUUACAAACAAAUGUAUUUCAUGAUCUAAGAAUUACAGAGCAUUCGGCAUCCCCGAAUAAGACCAGUUCAAUCCUUUUAUGUGUUUGUCUGUUGGUAGGCAGGAUGUGAGUGGAAAAGGAUGCUUCUUCCAAACAAACUAAAAACUCAAGCCAAAAAUGUUAAAAAAUGUCGAAAGCACUACUCGUAUCUGUUUACAGCAACUAUGGUAACAUCUCAUAAUGAACGAUUUAUGGAUGCAAUCUUCCACAUUGCACCUUUAAUGACUUGAAUUUUUGAUAUACCCUGCGUACGUACAUCUUGCAUAUUCAUUUGCACAGACAGGAAGCUCGUCUUGUCCAAGUGUGUGAAAAUGAUAUUCCUGCGUCCCUCUUGAGUAGAUUUAUGUCCUCAGCCGUCCAUGAACUGGACUAACUGCUAGCAGAGGACCGGGUCAAUUGGAGGGAGAGUGUUACAGCUGUCAGAGGAACGCUCUGUCGGCUCCUCUGUCCAUCACAUUAAAUUGACAGGGCCUUGUAAAGGACAGCCGGGCAGGAAGGGAGCCUGGGAAGAAUAAAGGGACGGUGGCUGCGAGGACAGGCAGCUAUGUUUCAGUCCAGAGUCAAGAAAGGAAUGUAGAGAAUGCAGAGAUGCAUUUUACUGAAUUACUUGUUUGAUAAGAUUUGAUAAGUUUAUCAGCAAAAUUAUGAAGUCCCAGAAACCAAUGUCAUCAACCGCGCCAGCAUUUACAGCACAGCAGCUGUACAUCUUUUACAACCCACUGUCUUCACAUGUAGCACUAGAGCUUUUACUGCCUGCGAGUAGGAUAAGGGGCCGUUAACGUGUGGUGUUUUAUUCGCCCUCAAAUCCAUUGCUGUCAAUGUAGACGUGCUGAAGUGUGCUCAAAAGCUAAAGCAACCGCUGCGGUGCGCAAGCGUUCACCAGCGCCUAUUUCUGUGGGCACGACAGUUAGGACAACCAUCCAAAGCACCUUGGAUGAAAGGAUGAAAGGAUGAAAGGAUGAAAGCGGCACGGCUGGCGUUUUGCAUGUGUUUUUAGAUGCAACAUGUAAGACCGC
Molecule: messenger RNA, 4043 nt
Organism: Anarrhichthys ocellatus (wolf-eel)
Lineage: Eukaryota; Metazoa; Chordata; Actinopteri; Perciformes; Anarhichadidae
Product: beta-1,3-N-acetylglucosaminyltransferase manic fringe-like
Exons: 7
Coding region: 314-1270 (318 amino acids)
Cellular component (GO): membrane
Molecular function (GO): glycosyltransferase activity
Source: RefSeq, a predicted model, not a curated record